Rhododendron vialii is the source of this 918-nucleotide messenger RNA. RefSeq lists its product as uncharacterized. The transcript has a single exon. The record is from RefSeq and is a predicted model, not a curated record. The coding region runs from base 196 to 606 and encodes 136 amino acids. NCBI's taxonomy places the organism in Eukaryota, Viridiplantae, Streptophyta, Magnoliopsida, Ericales, Ericaceae.
AGUGAGGGGCAAAUUGGGAAUUUCGAUCUCUUAAUUCUCCUUAUUAAGGAAUUCAAUCCUGUAAUGAAAAAAUUGGCUGGCCAUUAAAGCAGGCCAGCUUGAAAUUUAAAAUGCUUCUGACAUCCAUGAGUUGGCAACUCUCUUGAUCAAUAAUCUCAUAUCCCCCUAAAACUCCAAAGAAACUCCACUACUGAGAUGAAAAAAAGAGAAGGAUCCAAAUCCAAUGAAGGAAAAGGAGGAGGAGGAGAAGAAGGAUCAACGAAGAUAUGGGAUUGUGGAAGCCCUCUGUAUGAUUCUUAUGAAUUGGUAUCACUUGGCCAUGUCAUUGAUAGACAUAUCAUGGAAUUGCCAUCACUCAGUGGAUCAAGGGGCUUAACAAACCAGAGUAGUUCUCGUUCUUCAAAUCUGAUCUCAUCAAAACAGGGAGGAGCCUCUGGCCUUGGAAUGGCUAAAGGGUCAUCAAUUGUGAGCUGUUUCGGCGAAUUUCCGGAGAAGGUUUUGUGGAAAAAGAGGAGGGUGAAUGGAGAGGGAGAAGAAAAGCCCAAGAUGGUUAAACGUGGUGUUUUCUACAGAAUAUGGAAAAGGAUAGGUUCAUGGAGGAAAUAGCUUUGCAAAUGAGGGUUACAUUUAGCUGAAAAUGGGUACUUCUUGGUUUUUUUUAUAACCAGUAUCUUUGCGCAAAAUGAGGGUUACACAUAUAUUUGAGGAUUCAAGCAUUAGCUUUUGGUGUUCUUGCUUACUGUAUCUAAUAUCUGCCAGAGGUUUUUACGAAGAAAAAAUACAACUCAGAUAUUUGUAUACUCUCGCGGAUGCAACUACUCCGCGAAAAUGUAGUGUAUAAUUUGUAUGUAUAGAUUUUGAUCCAUAUAUCUUGCAUGACAUUAAUCAAACAUCCUAUGCAAAUAUUUUGUACUAAAA